UUGGAUCGCCUGUCCACGUCACUGGCGUAUCAUCUGACGUUGUUCGUUUGGCUGACUGUUUUCUAAAUAUUUUUUUUAGGGUAUGCAAUCCAAAUAUUGAAGCAAUGCUAGAUCUAGGUGACAGCACGACUGAUGGAUAUGAUUAUGUUGACUUGGCCGAGCGAUUUAAAACACUUAAUAUAUUUCUUAAUGAGCAAGAAUUGACAGAAAACUUCGAUGAACCCGAUUUAAGUGACUUUAUUGCAAAUAUUGAUAUUUAUAUUGGAAUUGACGAGAUUGGAAUAGUCCAAAAUCGUAUCAAAGAGAUGAUGUAUGGACCAAGAGAUCAAUCUCAACCUUAUUUGAACUAUCUGAAAGUAUUUUUGAGAAUGUGCACAUUCCGUCAUGUACUUUUGUUAAGAGUAAUGAAUUGCCUAAUAGCGAGACAAUAUUCUCUUCGUACAGUAAAUACGUUAAGAAACUUCAUCGAAAAAGAAAGAGUUGAUAACCGUUGUUUUCUGAAGUUUUUCUCUCUGCCGAAUCUAGAAAGCACAGAAAUUGUAGCUGAAUUUGAACCAUCAGAGCACACAGAAUUGGCAGCAUAUCUUAGGGAAGUGCGACUGUCUUUUCAGGAUUUGAGAGAAAUGCUUCACGACCGAAUUUUCUUGAUCCAAUCUUUUGUAAAUCCUUUUGUCUUUCUGGCUAGAGAAAAUUCAAUUUUCAGCAACGCUGUAACAUUGACAUUUACUAAAAGAGUACUCUCCACUGACAACAACCAAUUUAAAUUCAUUGCUAAAGAUAACUCCUUCAAUCUUUUCUACAUCCAAUCCCCAAAUUCAGACAAAUGCGUGUAUAUUGAGGGAAACACAAUCAAACAGGGACAGGAAGCAAUGCACAGGGCUGCUCAGUGGAGAGUUUUACAGGUUUACAGAUCAGAUGGUGGCGACAAAACAGCGUCUUGUUUCGUUAUUUGUGCAAAACAAAGACCAAGUAGAUUCGUUUAUCUGAAAAAAGACAGAAAAUGUCUUGUAAAUCAUUCUAAACCCAACGAUGAGUGCUUAUUUGUACUGAUACCAAUUGGAGAAUCACCAAUAUUAGUCUCAAGACCUAUGGAAAGGAAUCUUAUCGAUGAAUUACAGGUUGGUUAA
Magallana angulata is the source of this 1127-nucleotide messenger RNA. RefSeq lists its product as uncharacterized. The transcript is spliced from 2 exons. The coding region runs from base 105 to 1127 and encodes 340 amino acids. The record is from RefSeq and is a predicted model, not a curated record. NCBI's taxonomy places the organism in Eukaryota, Metazoa, Mollusca, Bivalvia, Ostreida, Ostreidae.